Vicia villosa (hairy vetch) is the source of this 1607-nucleotide messenger RNA. RefSeq names its product probable serine/threonine-protein kinase PBL7. NCBI's taxonomy places the organism in Eukaryota, Viridiplantae, Streptophyta, Magnoliopsida, Fabales, Fabaceae. The coding region runs from base 225 to 1367 and encodes 380 amino acids. Gene Ontology annotation, biological process: protein phosphorylation. Gene Ontology annotation, molecular function: protein kinase activity; ATP binding. The transcript is spliced from 5 exons. The record is from RefSeq and is a predicted model, not a curated record.
GACAAUAAGUUACUAACAACAAUAAUUUAACGGCCGUAGACCAAUUCAAAGUGACAUAGUCACAUAAAGACACGAUUUGAAAAUAACAUCAAGUGAGAGAGAGAGAGACAAAGAGAAGAAAAAAAGUUAUUCCCUUUCUUACGAAUUUUGAGUGAUCUGUGAAUUCUUUUUCAUUCUUUGGAUACCCAUUUGGUUUUUUCUUUGAAAGAGAAGAGGAAAAUCAAAUGGGUUGGAUUCCAUGUUCUGGAAGUUCCAACACUAAGAAGAAGAUUAAGAAGAAAUUGGAGGAAGAGCAAGAUAUGCGGGAUUCGAUCAAAGCCAACCCGGGGAAAUUAAAGAAGAACUCAUCUGUGAAUUCCAGAAGUUCCUCUAAAAAUGGCGACUCUGAACACAUUGCCGCACAAACGUUCCCUUUCCGUGAGUUAGCAGUUGCUACUAGAAAUUUUAGAGCAGAAUGUCUUCUGGGCGAGGGAGGCUUUGGCAGAGUGUACAAAGGGCAUUUGGAAUCUGUUAACCAGACCGUUGCAAUUAAGCAACUUGACCGAAACGGGCUACAGGGGAAUAGAGAAUUUCUUGUUGAAGUGUUGAUGUUAAGUCUUCUUCACCACCCUAACCUUGUCAACCUGAUUGGUUAUUGUGCUGAUGGAGAUCAAAGGCUUCUAGUUUACGAAUAUAUGCCAUUAGGAUCCUUGGAAGACCACUUACAUGAUGUUUCUCUUGGCAAGAAACGACUUGACUGGAACACGAGAAUGAAAAUAGCUGCCGGGGCAGCAAAAGGGUUGGAAUAUCUACAUGAUAAAGCUAACCCUCCCGUCAUAUACCGAGAUUUAAAAUGCUCCAACAUUUUGCUUGGUGAAGGGUAUCAUCCUAAGUUAUCUGAUUUUGGUUUGGCUAAAGUUGGCCCCGUCGGGGAAAACACCCAUGUAUCAACAAGGGUUAUGGGAACCUACGGAUAUUGUGCUCCAGAGUAUGCAAUGACAGGUCAACUAACUCUGAAAUCAGAUGUUUAUAGUUUUGGUGUCGUUCUUCUAGAAAUAAUUACCGGAAGGAAAGCGAUUGACAAUUCAAAAUGUGCAGCCGAGCAGAAUCUUGUUGCAUGGGCUAGGCCUUUGUUUAAAGAUCGAAGAAAAUUCACGCAAAUGGCUGAUCCAAUGCUGCAAGGCCAGUAUCCUUCAAGAGGGAUAUACCAAGCCCUUGCAGUUGCAGCAAUGUGUGUUCAGGAGCAGGCGAAUAUGCGUCCAGUUAUAGCCGAUGUUGUGACAGCUUUGAGCUACCUUGCUUCUCAAAACUUUAAGCCGAAUACGCAGACGGUACAAAGCUCUCGCCUCGGUUCUGGUACUCCUCCUCGAAGCAGGAGGGGAGUUUGAUAGUCAGAUGCAAGUUUCAUAUUCCUUACAGCAUACUCCAAGAUAUAGGCUUAUAGAUGUUAAUACUAUUUGUGUUAUUUAUGGUGUUUUUCUCUGAGUCUCGGGUUAUAGCAAAGUUGAAAUAUCUUGUGAAAUUUUGUAUCUUAUGACAGAAUUGAUCCUGUUUUCAUUUUGACAGAAGAUAUUAUUUCAGGACUCUUCCAUAAAUUUCUAAUAUAAGAGUAAAUUAAUGGAUUGAAA